Messenger RNA from Medicago truncatula (barrel medic), 1169 nucleotides. Its product is annotated as chlorophyll a-b binding protein CP29.1, chloroplastic. The transcript is spliced from 3 exons. NCBI's taxonomy places the organism in Eukaryota, Viridiplantae, Streptophyta, Magnoliopsida, Fabales, Fabaceae. Gene Ontology annotation, cellular component: membrane. Gene Ontology annotation, biological process: photosynthesis, light harvesting. The record is from RefSeq and is a predicted model, not a curated record. The coding region runs from base 85 to 954 and encodes 289 amino acids.
CUAUCACUCAUCCCAAAUUCAAAAACUCACAAACAACACUCUAUUUUCUACUCUCACCACCCUGCUCACAUUAGCACAAAUCAAAUGGCCGCCGCAACCGCCACCGCUGCAGCCACUUCUUCCUUCAUCGGCACCCGCCUCCGCGAAGUUCAAUCCAACUCGGGUAGGAUCCAAGCCCGAUUUGGCUUCGGAAAGAAGAAAGCCGCACCAAAGAAACCAUCCAGAUCAAGUCCAAGUACUGAUCGUCCAUUAUGGUUCCCCGGAGCAAAGUCACCGGAGUGGCUAGACGGAAGUUUGGUCGGAGAUUACGGAUUUGAUCCAUUUGGUUUGGGGAAACCAGCAGAAUAUUUGCAAUUUGAUCUCGACUCGCUUGAUCAGAAUUUGGCAAAGAAUCUUGCUGGAGAUGUGAUCGGAACCAGGACGGAGUUUGCUGAUGUGAAAUCGACUCCAUUUCAGCCUUACAGUGAGGUUUUUGGACUUCAAAGGUUUAGAGAAUGUGAGUUGAUUCAUGGUAGGUGGGCUAUGCUUGCUACUCUUGGUGCUCUUACUGUUGAGUGGCUUACUGGUGUUACAUGGCAAGAUGCUGGAAAGGUUGAGCUAGUAGAAGGAUCAACAUAUCUUGGACAACCACUUCCAUUCUCAAUCACAACACUAAUCUGGAUCGAAGUUCUAGUAAUUGGCUACAUUGAAUUCCAGAGAAAUGCUGAGCUUGAUUCAGAAAAGAGACUAUACCCAGGUGGAAAAUUCUUUGACCCACUUGGUUUAGCAUCUGAUCCAGAAAAGAAAGCAACACUUCAAUUGGCAGAAAUCAAACAUGCUCGUCUUGCUAUGGUUGCUUUCCUUGGUUUUGCUGUUCAAGCUGCAGCUACUGGUAAAGGACCACUUAACAACUGGGCUACUCAUUUGAGUGAUCCUCUUCACACUACCAUCAUUGAUACCUUUUCUUCCUCUUAGUUCUUGAUUAACUCAUGUAUGGUUCAACCUCUAUAUAUAUAAAUGCUUUUUGGCAUUGGUUUGUAAACAUUGUGGUUAGUUUAAUUAGUACUUGUAAAAUUCCUAAUGUGAAUUGGAGCAGUUAAGGUUAAAUAUUUUUUCUGCUGGAUGGGAAGUGUUCUACUAUAAAUGUUAACUAAGCAUGAAAUUAAGGGCAAUGAGGAACAUUAUGAACA